AUGUCCAAUUCAGGAACGCGUCAUACAAGUCUGGCUGCUCAUGAAGAAGCCAGCCAGAUAAUAAAGAAGCUUAAUCUUAUAGAUCCAUUGACUCUUUUCCCAGAAAGCAAAAACACCACCCCUCCCUUAGGACAGCGUCUAUUAUCCACACUCACCAAUCUCGUCACACUCUCUCGUCUUGGCCAUCCCUCACAACUAGCCUCUCAUCUCAUCACACUUUCAACUGCCUCAACCCUGCUUUCAUCACUUAUCAGCACCCUAUUAGCCCCUCAUCGAUCAAAUAACCGUCCCACUAAGCUUUAUGGAUCUCUCGGACGUACCUCCCAGUCAAUCUCAUAUUCUACACCACAGGCACUCUCUAGUGUCAUUCAACGCGAAACAGACGCAAUCCACAAAGAAAUCGAGAGACUUGGCCGACGAGUGAAUUCAGUCACACGCACUUCACUACCACUCACUCACCAAACAUGCCAACUUUCAGAAGCAACCCUUUUAAGCCAUCUACAUAAAUUAACUGAAGCACUUUCGAACCUUCAAUUAUCCAUCACCCGGGCUCAUGCCGCAAUCCACCGCAAAGUACACGCACCAUUACCAAGUCUAUCUAGUUCAUCAUCCCUAGGGACCCAACACAGGGAUCCACCAUUGCUAACUUCCCGUAGUUGUUCCAAAGUAGAAACACUGUCUCCUUGGAAAAAUGAACGGUCCGAUUCAGUCGGAAAGAGACUUAUCCACAGUCUAGCAGCCUUCAAGACCCGGCCCACUCCCCUUCCACAAGUACCUACAAAAGCAUCAGAGAAGUCAGAGAAGCCUGAGAAACCAGACCAGGCAGAGCAACCAGACCAGCAAGAGCAGCCAGAUAAACCUUUAAAAGAAAAGCUCUUUGUAGAUUCAGAAGACAGUGAUACGUCUGAAUCAUCUGGACUAAUCCACAGAGGCUCUAAAAACAAUACAUUUAAGCAACUCUUUCACAGCAAACGCGAAAAGAAAACGAGUGGAGGACGAAGUUUGAAAGAACUUUUUCACAUCUCCGCGGGCCAUAAAGAGAAUAUUGAACAGGCUAAUGCGGCUAAACGAAGAGGGACCAUUAAUACCUUUUCAGUUAAUCAGUGUUCAUCAAAGGCAUAUCCUUCAAGGACCCUGACCUUCCACUCAUAUUCAUCAGACACAAAAUCCCCAAUUACAAGCCAAUCCGCCGAAACGGCCCGAAGACCACCCCAGACACAUACUCAUACACUCUUUUCUACCUUGCGCCACACAGCCACUACUCGACGGCCAAAGAAGCGAGUGGACCAUGUACUGUCAAUUAUCUCAAAAGCGCCUCAAAUGUCGGCCAGCAGUGAUAUACCACCCCAAGGCCAAGACUUUGACCUAGACCUUGAUCUUGACAUGGCUUCUUCAACGAUCUCGCUUGAAAGUGAUCUAAUAUUUUUGCCGGCGUCAUCAUCUAUUACAUUAGCUAGUUAUUUAACUGGUCCCCUAGAACCUAGCACAUCAGAACCAACAAGUCCUAGCCGUCGUAUAAGUCAAUGUCCGACAAUUCGAUCUUCUGGAUCAUCAUAUUUCUCGGCUCGUUCUUCUCACUCCACCUUACACUCCUUAGCUAGUGAGCCGUGCGAAUUGAACAAGUACAGAAAGGCAAUCGAUUCAGAAGAAACUCUAGGUGAGCCAUCUACACCUACGCCCACGUCUACACCUACGCAUACACCCACACAUACACCCACACCUGAUCCAAGCCAUACACCUUUGUCAUCCACUACUCUUCUGCUAGAUCGGCCCGAGUUUUUACUUCAGGACUUGCCCAAAUCACUCCACAGUCCUGGAUCAAACACACCAAAACCUGUGUCUUUUUCGAUACCAAUACCAAAAGGCGAGACAGUUAAGGAAAAACAGUUUUCUCUAUCUCUUGGCUUCCCAUCGGAUCUUUCGCCAUCUCGCGCAUCCCAGACAAGGACUCGAAAAGAAGGCGAAUUGUAUUUUGUGUCAGAGAAUGGCCAGGACGUUUUGGUGUUGAAGAAAAUAUCAUGUAAAUUGGAUAUAAUGGCUGGUACAGUUGACAAAUUGCUUGAUAAAUUGGCAGAUGAGACAGCUCAAGAUCUUGAUUAUGUGGAUACGUUCUUGAUGAGUUAUGCGUGCUUUACAAGCUCCAUGAGAUUACUGGAUAGUUUAAUGAGACGAUUCCAUCCACCUACACUGGUCAACAGACAGGGGAAUAUUCAAAAGGUACCAAGGUGUAUCCAGGCAAAGGUACUGAAUGUCAUCUCUCGAUGGGUUAAACUGCAGUGCCAAGAUUUUAAGCAAGCUGGUUUGCGGAACAGACUUGCUCAUUUCAUUGAACAUGGAGUAGCACAUGCUGGUUUUAGUAUAGAAGCUGGCUUAAUACAAGAUGCCUUGGAUGUCCAGCUCGCCCAGCAAGCCCGUAAACGACAUUCUCUUGUGGCAUUAACAUCUCAUUCAUUAAGUUCGUUUGGAGCAUGGUCAAUGCCAAUACAGGAUGGUUCUAGCCCACCUUCGCCCUCUUCCUCGAUCCCCUUUUCAGCAAACUAUCGUCCGUCCACCACACCAAGUUUACAGUCAUUCGUAUCUUUUAAUACCAGUACCCCGCCCGACUCUCCAACUUUCAUGCCUCCUCCUAGUGGGUUAACUCUUAUCCCAGGUGUGCUGACUUUGAAGGCCAAAGAUAUCGCAAGGUACCUUACCUUGGCGGAUUUUUAUAUCUUUCGGUGUAUAACUGCCUACGAAUAUAUGCAUGGUCCCUGGCGAGACCCUCACAAUACAGCCAAUGAGCCCUUUGACCCGAAUGACUCAAUUAGCUUGCUUGCUCAGAGAGCUAAUAUGAUAAGUCAUUGGGUGAUUCAUGAUGUAUGUACAUCUCAAUCAGCCAAGCAAAAGCGUAAUAUUAUCCGUCGAUUAAUUGAAGUUGCAAAGUUUUGUUUGGAUUGGAACAACUUUCACACAAGUAUGGUGAUUACUAUGGGACUUUUGAGUGGAGCUGUCCAACGUCUUGAAGAUGCCUGGCAAUCCCUGCCUCACCGUGACACGCACACGUUUGAAAUCCUUCAAAAGAAUCUAGACGUUUGCAACAAUAUGUCAGUGUAUCGUAAUGCGUUGCAAAAGGCAAAGGCACCCGCGAUUCCCUUUUUUCCGCUUGUUCUCAAAGAUGUUACUUUUUUUAUGGACGGAAAUGCGACCAUGAUGCCGGAAUCAUCGUCUUCUUCUUCGCCCGGGUUGAUCAAUUUUGGCAAGUUUCGAUCACUGGUUCAGUUUCUGGACUGCACAGUCAAGUAUACUAGUGAGAACUAUUAUUUUGCAGGCGACCUUGAACAUCUGCCAUUUUUUCCUGGAGUAACAUUACACAGAUCGGCCCAUGUUGCUCCUCUCGAUUGGGUAGCAGAGGUAGUAGAACGACGAAUCCAAGCAGUUUCAAGGUGUCAUCAAGAUCCAUACUGUGAAAUUUUGAAGUAA
Phycomyces blakesleeanus NRRL 1555(-) is the source of this 3459-nucleotide messenger RNA. RefSeq lists its product as hypothetical. Gene Ontology annotation, biological process: Ras protein signal transduction; positive regulation of GTPase activity. Gene Ontology annotation, cellular component: plasma membrane. The record is from RefSeq and is a predicted model, not a curated record. Lineage: Eukaryota; Fungi; Mucoromycota; Mucoromycetes; Mucorales; Phycomycetaceae. The coding region runs from base 1 to 3459 and encodes 1152 amino acids. The transcript is spliced from 12 exons. Gene Ontology annotation, molecular function: guanyl-nucleotide exchange factor activity.